AUGCCUUCAUGGCAUCUCAAUUUGCUUAGCCAUAGUGGCAAGCAGCUGGAUUGUCUCACACAGUAUAUCAAUUCGAACUCCCAUGCAACAAUCUUCAUAGACGGAGACACUGCAAACGACGACACCUGGAGGUUCGUUGAUUACAGUGACGAGACACAGGCUAGACGCGACUGGAUCUCUCAAUUCAGCGUUUUUCAGUUCAGCUCUAAGAUUGUGGACACUUACGUUCUGACCCCGCCACCCGUUCAGGGACUCGUUUCUCGCGUUCAUCUACCUCCCACUGCAGGUGGACAACAGUUCUGGGUUCUAUUGCGCCAUGGAGAUACGGUAGAGUUUGAGGUCACACGUGCUCGCGUCGAAGUUGUAUUCGAUCCAGAUUCGGCAGAUCCUCAUGUACAAGUCGAGUCUUCAGGACCUGGAGCCUUUAGUCACAAGAUCAAGCACGAAAUCAAGGACGAACCAGACAACGAUGAUGAAACCGACGACCAGGCUACCCAACCUACCAUGGAUGUCCGCCGUGGAACUUCAGCUGAAGAGUCUCAACACUUGUAUUCUACGAGCCGUGAGCAUCUUAGUCCGACGCCACGUCCCACACGAGAGUCACAGGUGGUCAAGGAUACUCCCAACCGCCGCCGUAUCAGGUCUCAACAUGAGUCAACCAUCCCAGAGAGCUUGCCCAUGGAAGACACAAAUCCGGAGCAAUCGCAGCCUACCGACAAUGACAAUGACAACGACAAUGGCAUAGUGAGCGCCUUGCCUGAUGUUAACACUGGCGAGCUACCUGACACCUCACCUACCGAAGCUCUUCGUUUCCGUGUGCCGACCCAGCACACUCCUUCGCCCUCACACCAAAGUUUCAGCACCUCUGAAGUGGGCAAGCUCAUCUCGAAUUUGAAUGAGGACAAUCCCCCAUCGCAAGUACCGCAAUCAACAUUCUCCCCGAAGAAGACGCCCCGCACAGAUGUCAUCGCUGGCCAGUCAUCAAAUGAUCCAUCAACCACGGAUUCGGUAGAACCAACGAUAUCGCCAGAACCAAUAGAAUUGACAGGGCAGAAAGCCGAGUCUCCAGCUAUAGAGCCAGUUGCUACUACACUCGAAGAUGUUGCUUCACCAGUGGAUAUCAUCAAUGAUGGAAUUAUAAACGACCGAGACGGAACAACAGUUUUAAACGAUGGCGAUGCCGCCGAUAUGGAACCAAAUCCGUCGGUAGCCAGUACAAGCAAAAAGAGAAAGAAGGUCUUAGACAGUGAUUCAGUCGCUUCAUCGACCAAGCGAGCAAAAUUGAUUGAAGGUGACGCUGGUAUUACUGGCACCACGCCACUUAGCACUGCUUCCAAGAGGAGUUCAGGCCUUCUUCACGAAGGAAGAGCUUAG
Molecule: messenger RNA, 1374 nt
Organism: Aureobasidium musti
Lineage: Eukaryota; Fungi; Ascomycota; Dothideomycetes; Dothideales; Saccotheciaceae
Source: the annotation of a GenBank genome assembly